AUGGCAAAUGAUAUUCUGAACAAUCAGGACCAUGGCCGGCGGCUGCUGCAGGCGGAGGAGGCGACGGAGGCGUGGAGCUCGGGGUCGGGGUCGGGGUCGGGGUCGGGGUCGGGGUCGUGGGAGGAGGGCGAGGCGGGCGGGGCGAGCGAGGAGGAGCGCAACUGCACGGCGCCCGCGCUGCACCACUUCCCGAGCGACCUGGUGUCGGCGCACGCGCGGCGCCGCGGCGCCGCCCUCCUGCACGCGCUCGCCGCCGCCUACCUCUUCCUCUUCCUGGCGCUCGUCUGCCACGACCACUUCGUGCCCGCCAUCAAGCUGCUCUGCGCCAUUUCCGCAGAUGACGAGAAGGCAAGUGGAUGGCAUUAUCAGUUUACUUCGGAAAACUGCAAGCUUGUCAUCCAUGAUUUAGAGGAGGUGGAGGAGGGCGGGCUGUGCCUGCCGCCCGCGGGCGAGUCGUUCGCGCGCUUCCUGUGGUGGCUGCUGCUGCGCCCGGCCAAGGCCCUGCUGUGGGCGACGGUGCCCGACUGCCGGCCGCCGCGGCGCCGCGCGCUCUUCCCGCUCACCUUCGUCGCGUGCGUCCUGUGGGUGGCCGCCGCCUCCUACUGCGCCUCCUGGAUGAUCACGGUCGUCGGUGACACGCUCCAGAUCCCGGACUCGGUGAUGGGGCUAACCCUGCUCGCCGCGGGCACUAGCCUUCCAGAGGCUGCCUCCAGCGUCAUUGUCACCAACCAAGGUUAUGGCGCUAUGGGCAUCAGUAAUUCCAUAGGAUCCAACACUUUCAACAUUUUGCUGUGUUUGGGUCUGCCAUGGCUGUUGAAGGCUGUCUGCUUUCCUCCCGCUCCCGGCCAGUAUUGGGUCAAAAUCAACUCGGGAGGCUUACUUUACAACACUCUGUCAUUGCUGACAACUCUUUUUCUUCUUUAUAUCUCCUUUGCUUACAGUUCGUUUAAACUGAAUCACAAAGUUGGUGCUAUCACUCUAGUGAUGUAUGUUGCCUUUGUCAUCAUUGCUUUUGCAGUGGAGCUUAAUGCUUUUGGUGUGGUCAAUUUACCGACAUGUCCACACUAAUUACAUUUUUAAAUUUUAAACUUUUUUCUUUCACAUUCUACUCUCUUCAGUUUUCCUUUCUCAUUAGGGAGCACAAAAUGUUUGGUCAAGUAUUCAAAACAGGGUAAUCCUCCAUAAUUUAUACACGUAAUUCAUUUAUAAGUUAUUUUACUGAGGUAUUUACUAACUUAGAUAAGUUUAUUUUACUGAAUUUAUUGUAUGCCAAAAAGAAACAAGUAUUUUAAAAAUAUAUUAAAUCGUCCUUAUAACGAAACUUUUAAUAAUAAUUAUUGGCAUUGUUCUUCAGCAUGUGACUUGGGCAUGUGUUGGGCUCUCUAAACAUUUUAAGGGACCUGAGUUAAUUCUCAGGGUUCAGAAGUGCGGAAGCAAUUCUGUCAUAUAUGGUAUUAUUCCAAUACUGAUAUUAAUUGAAUGUCGAGUUUGCUCUGCAUUUAAUUACAUCGGAAUUUUUGAAAGUUUAGUAGUCUGUUAUGGAUAAAUGAAAGUAUUAGUAAUACUUUCGUAUUAAAUUAGUUCCAGACUGCCAAACACUUGUUUGUGCUCGUUCAAUUAUGUUUGUGUUUCAAUUAUGUAGUAGUUUGCAGAUUAUACCUCAAUUCAAUAGUGCAUUCCCAGAAAAUUCGUUGACUCAAAGCCCAUACAUGCAUGGCAUCUUCAUUGGAGUAAUAGCAGCAUCUCCAUGAGGUAAAUUCAGGACAUGUAAAUUUAGAACACCUAAAUAAUAUACUAGUGUCUUAGAAACACCUAUUUCUAUUACUCGAUUAGAGAGAAUGGGAAAGAGAUGGCUUUGUGGCAAGGGUGUCUGCACGUGAAAGUAAUUUCCUCUCGGUUCAAUCAUUCCCACGAAAGAAGGCACGUACGUUUUAGAUCAAGUAAGUCACAAGUAAGCUUCUUUUUUUCUGAAAGUCAGAGGCUCGAAAGUCUCUUUGAGGAACCUGCGAGUGUAAGCUGUUUGAGCAGGCUCUUAUGGACUUUCCCUCAAAGACAGUUUAUUUUUAAAUUUAAAACUCUGCAAUAUUUGUCAAUUAUUGCCUCUUUGAAAUGUGAAAAUAUAUUCACAUAGCUCCAAUUAUGUGAAUUGCUAGAUUGUUUAUUAAUUUUUCUUCUCGUCGUAUUUUUUGUCUCGGUUUUCUUUGUUUUUUAUAACAUAUGCAGUUAUGGAAGAAAUGCUGUAAAAGCUGCCGUUAAGUGCCUACAUGGACGUAAUCGUUUGCCAGGUAGUGAGAGGAAAUGAGACGAAUUUUGAAGAGGAAAGAAAAACGAAUUCCUUAAUCGAAGGGGCAAUAGAGGAGUGGGUUUUGUUUGGAGCUAAGGAGCAGCAAUGAGUGCUCAUUGGUAAUGUGAUUCCCUCCAAAAAAAUCCACAAGUAAGGGAAAUUCAAUCUUGUCUCCAACUACACAAUGUCAAGUUCAGCUAACUACAAAUCAGAUUUGUUGCCCGUGAAAAACUAAUGAUAGCAUUCAAGAGUCCAUUCCAUAAACUAGUUGUGGAAAUAAAAAAGGUCUUGUACAAAAAAAAUUGUAAAUUGAAAAUGUAUUUUUAUGAGUAAAAACGAUGUAAAUAAUUAAUGUGCUAUUCAAAAAAUAUGGUUUUAAGUAAGUUCUGAAAAAGAAUUUGAUAAUUCGACAUCAACGUGUGAACUAUAAUAUUACUUAAGAUUUGUGUAAAAAGCAUGAUAUUAGUCUUAAAAGACUGAGUAAUGAAAAAUGUACAUAAACAUUUCCUAUGAAUAAAAUUAUAUGGUUAACUAGUUUAAUG
Messenger RNA from Gryllus bimaculatus (two-spotted cricket), 2826 nucleotides. The record is from the annotation of a GenBank genome assembly. NCBI's taxonomy places the organism in Eukaryota, Metazoa, Arthropoda, Insecta, Orthoptera, Gryllidae.